AAAUGAAUUACUUAGCAACCGUAUGUCAUAAAAAUAAAAUUAGUCCGCAGUUUUUUAUAAUUGCUUUACUAGUUUCAACGAUAAAUGUAUCCAAACAGAACUGCUUAUGGUAUGGCGUUUGUAAUACCGAUGCAUUAAAUCAUAACCAAUAUUGUUCCUAUAAUGGUUCAUCAAAAACAAUGCCAAAUGAAGGAAUAGCCUUGCUAAAAGAAAGGUGCAGCUUUUUAUUGGAUGAUGGUCAAACUAAAUUUUGCUGUGACACUGAACAGGUAAAAAUUUUGAACGAGAACGUUAAACUGGCUUCUGCCAUUUUGGAACGAUGUCCAUCCUGCAUGGCAAACCUUGUUCGUCAUAUUUGCGAGUUCACUUGCUCUGGAGAUCAAUCGCAAUUUGCCCAUGUUGUCGCUACAGGGCAAAACAACAAAGGGGAAGCAUAUGUAAAAUCAUUGGACAUACACAUAACAGCUGAAUACAUCAACAAGACGUAUCUUUCUUGUUCUCAGGUUUCUGUACCACAGACUGGUCAAUUAGCUUUGGAUCUCAUGUGUGGAGUGUAUCCUGCAUCACGGUGCAGCCCUACGAAAUGGUUUAAUUAUAUGGGAGACGCAAAUAAUCCGUAUGUUCCGUUUCAAAUAACAUAUGUUCAGCAUAAAACAAAUUCUUCCGAAAAUGGAUUUAUUCCUUUGAAUUCAAAAACUACACCCUGUAAUGAAGCAGUUGCGGAAUCCCUAUUCAAUGCUCCAAUGGGUCCCUAGCCAUGUUGGUAUAAAGGGCAACGAAUUUGUUGACGAUGCAGCAAAAACGGCGACUAUAUCACCCCUCUUUACGCAUUCCAAUUAUAACAAAACAGACAUAAACAGAUACAUUAAAACCCACUUCUCCACCCUAAAUACACUACUAAUUCAACAGACAUCAUGCUGGUAUCAAGAGAUA
Molecule: messenger RNA, 933 nt
Organism: Drosophila willistoni
Lineage: Eukaryota; Metazoa; Arthropoda; Insecta; Diptera; Drosophilidae
Product: NPC intracellular cholesterol transporter 1
Exons: 6
Coding region: 3-755 (250 amino acids)
Source: RefSeq, a predicted model, not a curated record